UUCUAGAAUGGUAUAAUUUCCCAACUAUAAAAAUAUUAUUUAAUUGAAUCUUCAUUAGGUGAAGAUUAUCUAUUUGAAGUUUGUGAUUUUUCACUGUUUCUGUCUCCAUCUGAUGUAGAUCCUCAUUGGGAUUCUGCCUGAUUUUCAGCUGAACAAGCAGGAAUCAUCACGAUGUCAACACCUCCGAAUGCCACUAAACGAAGAACGGAUAUUCUCCAGUUGGAACGUGACGCUCCAGAAGAUGUGGAGCCUUCAAGCACAGCGGUGAACACGGAUCCCAACGACAACUGGGGUACAGAGCCAAACUUCAACCUCAACUUCAAUCUGAGCUCUACGACUAGCCCUCGUCCCACCAAAGAGCCCUCAAAGAUGCAUUCUGGGAGUAAAAAGGAAGAUAAAAAUAAAGGAGGAGCAGCUGCAGAUUUUAACACCAUUUCAGUACCAAGUGAAAAACCUAGGAGCAAAAUCCCAACAGCAACAGCUCAGAUGACUGUGAAAAACAAAGUCGGCCAACAGCCGAAAUCUCCAAACAUUAAGCUUUCCUCUUCACCCAAAGUACAAAGUCAUGGAAACUUAGCACUGAGUCCCAAACCAACCGGUGUGGAGCUGAGGAGCAGCCAAAGAUCUACAGAAAAAGUCAGAAUUGAAACACCUAAAGCAGAAUCUGUAAAGCCAGUGACGCCUGAGCUGACAACUAACUCUGCAAACAGCAUAAAACCAACCGAAAAGACGCAAUCAAACAGCAAAGAUGUAAAGGACGUUCACCUUGAGACGCCACCAAAAACUCUGCAGCUGCCUAAAAUCCCAAAGGUCCAUAAUCAAAAGGGAGAUAAGAGCAGCAAAAGCCCAAAAUUAACAAAUCGAACUCCAACAAUGAUGGCCAAAAUAAAAAAAUCAGAUUCAGUAAACUCGACAACUGACCAAACACCUGAAAACGACUCUGGAGCUCAAGGUGUUUUCACAACCGCAGGAACCUCACAGAAAGAGAAAACAGGGUCACCACUUCUCAGGACCAAACCAUCCCGAGUAACUUCUCUGAGUCCGAAACCAGCCACACAAAGAAAAACCACCGGAACCGGAACCAUUAACGUGUCACGCUCUGAGGGGAAUCUUCACAGUAAAGACGUAAAGGUCAAAACCAGUUCAACCCCCAAAUCUACUAAACGAUCCAAAGACAGUCUGGAUUCAAAACUCAGCUCCAGGUCCAGAGACGCACUGGAUUCCAGAAGCAGCAGCGCCUCAAAAAGCAGUUUGGACUCUCGGGACAGUUUGGAUUCUAAGAAGCUCCAGAGUUCAAAGCUUAUCCAAAAUCCACACGACCCGAAAACCUCAGCAGAAACCAGGAUGAAGAAAAGCCACCAAGGUUCGGAGAAAGAUUUCAAAACGGUCCCAAAGAACAAUCACGAUUCGAAACUUCUUCAAAACUCGAAAGCAAGUUUUGAUCCCAAAAUCAAAACCAACUCCGGUUCUGAUUCUAAACCAGGCAUUACCCAGUCAAGAUCUCCAGCUACCCUGCAGGCCUCUGCUUUCAGUAUGGAUCUUCUUGGAUGUGGUUCCAUUUCUCCCAUCUCCAGCGGAACCAUCAAGACGUCAGGUUCUGCUGUUGAGCUCAGUUUAAAUCAUAGCCAAUCAGAUUCAUCGAGUUCUGGACAAGUUCUACCUGGUUCUAAGUCGACACUCGCUGAUUUGUCCUCUCCGAUAUCAGCAACUCAGAGUCCAGGAUCCAGUACUGGAAAAAGUUUUACUUCUACUUUAACUGGAUCAAACAAGGAGAACAAGAAGAGUCCAAGUUCCACUCCAGGUAUCCUGGCCCCUUUGGCAUCUUCCAGUCCUAAAACCAGGCCUGUGGUGACCUCGAAAAUCCUGGAAGGAUCCACAGAUACCGCAGAAGAUCCUGCAGUUAUGAAAAAAGAUCCUAACAGUUCAUCCCGAAAUACUAGUCUGACUCGAGGUCUUACCUUUGACUCAAUUACAAAACCAGGUAGUAAUACUAACAAGGCCAAGAAUGACAGGGAUGGACGUCCAUCAGGAGAUUCGGAGGGGAGAUCGGUUCUCCCACUGAGUAAAGCUGGUCACCCAGGAGACACAAAUAUCAUCUCAUCACCUCGGGCAACCAGAACAAGAGAACCAAAGCACAAAAUACAAGUUCAUGGGAAAAAGAAUGAAGGAAAUCCUUCAUCUCCCCUUCGUCCUAUCUCUUCUUCUUCCACUCAUACACCAACCAAGAAGAAAGUCAAAGAGACUGCCCCUAAACCUGAGCUUUCUCAAAGACUCCAUAAACGUGCAGGGGCUCAGAAAGAGGUGGGCGUUCAGGUGGAGGUGGACGUGGUCGAGUGUUCUGCCUCCACAAGCCCCAGCCUCCACCGUGGACCUCCCAUCUCCUCCAUGAUUGGUUCCUCCAGCUGCCAAUCAUCGCUGAGCGACGUGCCACCCCUCAAACAUGUCUGCCAGAUUGAGAUUGAGCUGUGCAGCCAAACGCUGUUUCCCUGCGUUGUUCCCGACAAGGCCAGUUCCCUCCCUGCAUGUUUGCGCUUUCAGCAGAACCCCGGUCUUAUGUCGGGCUUUGGACCACACCACAAUCCAGAUGUUGGCGCCGAGAGCCUCUGGGAAGAUGAAACUAAAGAGGAACAAUGGCAGCCCAACAAAAAACAGGAGGAUGGGUUUAAAGGGCAGACGGAAAAGCCCCCGGAGGUGUUGUGGGACAAACAAGGGAUGACGUGGGAGGUUUACGGCGCCUCUGUAGACCUGGAGUCUCUGGGGACGGCCAUUCAGUCCCACCUGGAGAUGAAGAUUCGAGAGCAGGAGAGGCACAUCCGGAUACUUCGGAAGUCCAUCUGCUCCAACAGCAGCUUUGCCCGGUACAAGAGGAAGAAGAGACGGAGAAGGUUUCUGGGUUGCUGCAUCAAGGCGUCCGCCGUGUCUGACUGAGAUCAACGUUCAGAGACGUCAAACAUCUGACUUUCACUAAUCCAAGCUGGAUUAAGAGCCAGAAAACUGUAAAACAUCUCUCAUAUUAAAAUAUUUGUAAAGUAAUUAGGCAACAUAACAACUGCCAGAAAAAAAUACCUUCCAAAAUCUGGGCAUUAAUAAGCUUAAUAUUACAAAAUAUUACUAUUCUGGGAAAUUUGAUUGAAGAUAAAUGUUUUUCCUCGUGACUUUAAGGAUAAAGUUAUUAAAGAAAGGAUUUUAGUUAUAGGGUGUCCAUGCAUGCUUAGAAAGUUGCACAUUCAUAUAUCUACAAUUAAAGCCUUAAAAGGUCUUAAAUUAACUUAAAAAGUAAGUUAGCUUUUAAUACGUUAAUUCCCAGGUCUUAAAUUUGUUUUGACAGGAUUAUUUAAUACCAUACGCUUUAUGUAUUUUUUUCUGACAGGAUUUUUCUCUCAGGCAAAAGUUUGAGUUGUAUUCAGAAAUCUUCUAUGCUUUGACUCAAGUGAGAUGAUUGAAGCUGUCGCUAACUAGCUGCUAAUAUACCCUUGCUAGCUAGACAGCUUUUUUGCUUCUACCAUGUGUAAGUGAAAAUUUACCACCAGUUAGCUUGACAAAAUUGGUACAUUUGUGGAGAAACAGGUCUUAAAUUUCAUUCAUGAUGAUCUUAGAACGGUCUUAAAAAGUCUUAAGUUUGAGUUGGCGAAACUGAUUUAGCAAAACUGAUCAAACUGGGAAAGUUUGUCAGACCUUCUUUAAGAAAUGUGUUUCCAUCUCUCCUUUUAUCGCAUCAACUAUUUUCUGGAAAAGUCAAAUCACAAACACUUCAAAUUUAUUUUGAAUUUUGUCGUUUCCAUCAACUGUUUCAAAGCGAUAAUUGAAAUUGUGCAGAAAAACUCUGAUAGAAGCAUGUCUUUGGACUUAAAUGUCAAAUAUAAAACCGAAAUCCUUUCUUCUGUCUCACUAUCUGGGUCUUUAUCUGUAGGUUUUAGUUAGGCCGUUGUCGGUGCGUGUUUAGCCGUGUUUAGCCGUGUUUAGCCGUGUUGAGGUUGUGUCUGACAGCAGAACGGGUCGGUACCUCGGCUUUCCGGUGGCAGCUGCAGUGGUUGUUGACGUGGAGCUGAGAGGACAGCAGCUCCAUUCCUGGUAAAUAUUUCAUCCAGUUUCUUUUUUAUGAAACUCGGCACAAAGCACUCAGCAGAGAGCUCCCAGCUGCAGACUACAGGAUUUGCUAAGGAGUUAAAAAGUCACUUCUUUUCCUCUUUUCCUGUCAUCUCACUUUCCCUUAGUUUCCUCACUAAUUUCUCCUUCCACUUCUGUUUUAUUCUCCUUUCUUCUUGUC
Xiphophorus couchianus (Monterrey platyfish) is the source of this 4267-nucleotide messenger RNA. Its product is annotated as nucleolar and coiled-body phosphoprotein 1-like. The coding region runs from base 172 to 2928 and encodes 918 amino acids. Gene Ontology annotation, cellular component: plasma membrane. Gene Ontology annotation, biological process: neuron projection development. The transcript has 2 exons. The record is from RefSeq and is a predicted model, not a curated record. Lineage: Eukaryota; Metazoa; Chordata; Actinopteri; Cyprinodontiformes; Poeciliidae.